Molecule: messenger RNA, 2384 nt
Organism: Pangasianodon hypophthalmus (striped catfish)
Lineage: Eukaryota; Metazoa; Chordata; Actinopteri; Siluriformes; Pangasiidae
Gene: panx1b
Product: pannexin 1b
Exons: 7
Coding region: 35-1321 (428 amino acids)
Biological process (GO): monoatomic cation transport; positive regulation of interleukin-1 production
Molecular function (GO): channel activity
Source: RefSeq, a predicted model, not a curated record
UUCUCGCUUUGGGACGCAGCCUGGAUCUUCAGCCAUGGCGAUAGCUCACGUCGCUACAGAAUACGUGUUUUCUGAUUUUCUGCUGAAGGAACCCAGUGAAGGGAAAUACAAAGGGUUGCGUUUGGAGCUGGCUGCAGAUAAACUGGUGACUUUUAUCGCGGUGGGACUUCCCUUGCUGCUCAUCUCCCUCGCCUUUGCUCAAGAAGUGUCAGUGGGUUCCCAGAUUAGCUGUUUCCCACCAACCAACUUCACCCUGCGCCAAGCAGUGUAUGUAGACUCUUUCUGCUGGGUUGCUGCUGAAAGCCAAACUACAGAGGAUGGCUCCCCUCUGUGGUUACAUAAGUUCUUUCCUUACAUCCUUCUGCUGUUGGCCGUCCUCGUGUACGUUCCCGCUCUGUUCUGGCGCUUCACCGCUGCUCCUCAGCUCUCCUCGGACCUCAGCUUCAUUAUGGAGGAGCUGGAUCGCUGUUACAACCGCGCCAUCCGCUUCGCCAAGAGCUUGGCGUCCAACAACCCUGACGCUAAGGACAUCACUGAGGAUUCCCAAAGUGGUAUGGAGAUGGCAGAGGGCUGUUUUAAAUACCCUCUGGUGGAACAGUAUCUGAGGACCAAGCGUGGGACACGGGCACUGGCGUGGAAGUACCUGCUAUGUCGGGUUCUCACUCUGCUCACGUUACUGCUGGCUUGCCUCUACCUGCUCUACUACAUCUGCCUGGUGUCUCUGAGUGACCAGUUCCCCUGCUACUUACACACAGGUGCUGUCCUGAAUCAGAGCAUGCUCCCUGCGGUGCAGUGCAAGCUGGUGGCCGUGGGUGUGUUCCGUCUGCUCAGCUGCAUUAAUAUGGCAGUGUACCUGCUGCUCAUUCCUGUGGUGAUCAAUGCAGCACUCCUACCUGCCCGGCAGACACAGCAAAGCCAGUUGCUCCGCCCCUACAGGCUCCUGCCCGCCUUCAGCCACGCCCAGGGGCUGCACGUCAGCUCUAGUCGCUAUGACGACCUCAGCAUCUACCUGCUGUUCCUGGAGGAGAACCUGAGUGAGCUGAAGAGCUAUAAAUGUCUGCAGGUAUUAGAGUUAUUAACAGAGGGAGAGAGUGAAAACUUGGACACAAUGUGCCUCCUGAGAACGCUUGGACAAGUCAAGACUGAUUUGGUGGACAGGAAAUUAGCAUCUGUCGUAGAUGGCAACAGCCAAUCAGCUCACACUAAGGAGGAAGUAGAGUUGUCCAAGCUCAGGGAUGGUUCCACUGUACUGAUACAGGACGGGCAACAGAAAGAAUCCAUCUGUUGCUGUGGGAAGGAUGUGAGACAGAGAGCAGUGUGAAGUUUGCAUCAGAAAAAGAGAGAGAGAGAGAGAGAGAGAGAGAGAGUGAAUGUGUGCAUGUGUUUCACCUUUGUAUAUGCAUUUCAAUUUUGUUGUUACUAUAGAAAUGAGCGAAUGUAUGCAUGUGCCUUCAGUAUGUACUUGUUUUUUGCCGUGUGUGUGUGUGUGUGUGUGUGUGAGAGAGAGAGAGAGGGAGAGAGAGAGAGACAGUCAACCCCAACCUUCCUCUGAACAGAACUAUCAGUUUCGAGCUGAAUGGGACUCUCAGUGCUGCUCUUUUAAUAAACCAUGAGCACUAGAACAAACAGAGUCCAGACAGUACAGAUACACGAUAUGUUGAAGGUUAAUGCAUGAAAAUCAUAAAAUAUUCAGGGCAUUUACAUUUAGCCUUGAGUUCAUGACUUCUCACAUAGUCACACAGAGAGGGCUCAAAUAACAAGCAAUAUAUUCCUCAGCAUGGGGUUUGUGCAUGUGUUUGUAUAAGACAAAUACAAGUUUGUGAUUAAAAACUCAGUAAAAAGCAAAUGCCACACAAAGGGCUUUCACAAAGCCGUUUCUCCUCCUUACACUUAGUUUUAACAGACAGAAUCAUCAUAUGAGUCCAGGUCUAAGGGCUAAUACAGGUAUUUAUUAGCUUCAUUGUGUAGUAUCAUCAUAGUAAUGGUGUGGUCUUAAUCACUCCAGACACCUUAAUACAUGAAUUUUCGUUUGGAUUUUGAUCUUUUAAGUGUUAAAAUGUUCUGCACCGAUUUGCACCCAUGUUCCUCCAUCCUGUCCUCCUGACAAAGACCUACGUUUAGAAAAUUGCUGAUAAUAAUCAGAAUACUGUAGAUGAUGACUGUUAGAAAAGCAUAUGCCCUUUAAUAUUCUCAACAUGGAUGUCUGUAUUAUUGCAUUUUACUGUUUCUCAUUUGGAUAGGAUUUUUUUAUAUGGCACUUUGAAUGAUUAUUAUCACUGUAUUUCUAUUAGCAUUGUUAUUAAAAUGUUUUGAUAUGAGUUACUGAUUUUUUUAUCUGCAAUUGAGGCAUCAAAAAAGUAAUAUAAAUAAAUGUGUUUACAGAA